Messenger RNA from Acanthoscelides obtectus, 270 nucleotides. NCBI's taxonomy places the organism in Eukaryota, Metazoa, Arthropoda, Insecta, Coleoptera, Chrysomelidae. The record is from the annotation of a GenBank genome assembly.
GUAAAUCUGUAAUAAAACGAACAAGUCUCGUUUGGAAUUCAUUUUAAACGCUGCACGCUGUAAACACCGAAACGUAAACACAGUACCACACCGGGCGCACGAAAAAAUUGCAAUGAGCUAGCAGCGCCGGCGGAUGGAUGGACUGGAGCGAAGUCGGGGCGAGACAGGUCCGGAUUUACUUUAAAAUCGUGCAUGCUGGGCGCAGAAAAAAGUGCUACUACGAGUGUAUUAUUGUAAUUCGAGAACGGCAAUAUGAAAUAUAAUAGGAGA